This is a messenger RNA of Cinclus cinclus, 1011 nucleotides long. RefSeq names its product heat shock transcription factor 2 binding protein (gene HSF2BP). Gene Ontology annotation, cellular component: cytosol. The record is from RefSeq and is a predicted model, not a curated record. The coding region runs from base 1 to 1011 and encodes 336 amino acids. NCBI's taxonomy places the organism in Eukaryota, Metazoa, Chordata, Aves, Passeriformes, Cinclidae. The transcript is spliced from 8 exons.
AUGUGGCGCAGCGCCGGCCUCGCUGGCGACGCGCAGAAGGCUGAGACCAAAGAGGAAUUUGUGAAAGUUAGAAGGAGGGAUUUGGAAAGGCUGACAACUGAAGUUAUGCAACUGCGGGAUUUCUUACCCAAAAUAGUAAAUGGAGAUAUCUUGGGGACAUUCCAGAAGUUGGAUGCUAUUGAAUCAAACCUGGAGAAGAAGGAGGAGGAAAUAGAGCAGCUGAGAAUGGAUUGUGAGCACUUCAGAGCCCGUCUGGAAACGGCCCAGGCAGAUUGCAUGAGAGAGAAGAAGGAGAAACUGGACCUGCAGCAGCAGCUGAGCGAGGCCAAGCAGCAGCUCCUGCAGCAGGCAGAGUAUUGCACAGAGAUGGGAGCAGCAGUGUGCACCUUGCUCUGGGGGGUAUCCAGCAAUGAGGAGGCUGUGAAAUCCAUUCUAGGAGGAACUAAAGCAGUAAAGUUUUUUGCAAUCACUGCCCAGACCAUGGAGAGCUUUGUGAAGUCAUUAAGUGAAGACAUGAAACAGCAGGAUUUGGAUUCUGAGGAAAAUCAGUUUGUUUUAGCUUUGGCAGGGAUUGUAACAAAUGUGGCUGCACUGGCAUGUGGCCGUGAGUUCCUGGUCAGUUCCAGUCAGGAAUUACUGGACACUAUGAUGCAUCUCCUGGGAGAAAUGAAGCCAGGACUCUGUAACAAAUUUAAAGUGCUAAUGCUAAUGUCACUUUACAAUGUGAGUAUCAACAUGAAAGGCUUGAAGUACAUCAGUGAGAGUCCAGGUUUUAUUCCCCUGCUUUGGUGGCUGUUGAAUGACCCGGACACAGAGGUUUGCCUGCACGCCCUGCGGCUGCUGCAGUCGGUGCUGCUGGAGCCAGAGGUGCUGGCCAGGUCGGGCGCCGAGGUGCGCGAGACGCUGCCCUUGCAGCGCAUCUUCGCUCUGUCCCAGAGCCGGCACGCAGAGCUGCAGGCCCUCGCCAAAGAACUCCUCGAGGACCUUAAAAUGUUUGACUGCCAAGCAUAG